AUGCUAUUCCUGACCAGAAGGUUUUUCCUGCCACAUAGUGUCCGACAACUCCUGCGGGGUGCAGGUAAAGUUCUAGAUUCCUCCGGAGUCGACCCCGCCAUCUAUGAGGGCAUCUGGGCCAGAUAUCAGUCCACCGUCAUUGAAGAUGCGGCGCGGUUCACGGGGGCCUCGAUCGAGUCAGUCCGGGAUCACUUCGAGGCCUCUGUGGAAAACCAGGACCGACGCGACCUUUUCAACUCGGAUCGAAUGUGCAUCGUCAUUGACGAGGAGUCCCUGCUCACGCUUCCGGAUGCAUCGGUGGAGGGCCUGGAGGCGGAGGGACCCACGCACGUCCACGAAUCGACGCGGUUUUUGAAGGUUCUCGAGGCGUGGCCGACUGUGGACGAGUAUGAUAGUUUCCCGGGGUGGAUGAAGUGUUCGCCCCGAGCAUUGUGGGAUCUGUGGAAGAUGAUGGGCGAUGGCGAGGAGAUGAGGAAUUCGUGGGAGGACAUGGAUGAGAUGGACGAGGGGGUCUAUUGUGGGCCGUGA
Messenger RNA from Aspergillus niger, 528 nucleotides. RefSeq lists its product as uncharacterized. The record is from RefSeq and is a predicted model, not a curated record. NCBI's taxonomy places the organism in Eukaryota, Fungi, Ascomycota, Eurotiomycetes, Eurotiales, Aspergillaceae. The transcript has 2 exons. The coding region runs from base 1 to 528 and encodes 175 amino acids.